Messenger RNA from Phyllopteryx taeniolatus (common seadragon), 3340 nucleotides. RefSeq names its product ribosomal oxygenase 1 (gene riox1). Gene Ontology annotation, cellular component: nucleolus. Gene Ontology annotation, molecular function: histone H3K4 demethylase activity; histone H3K36 demethylase activity. NCBI's taxonomy places the organism in Eukaryota, Metazoa, Chordata, Actinopteri, Syngnathiformes, Syngnathidae. The transcript has 14 exons. The coding region runs from base 362 to 2041 and encodes 559 amino acids. The record is from RefSeq and is a predicted model, not a curated record.
AGCGAUAGUCGCCCGGCUAGCUCAGUCGGUAGAGCAUGAGACUCUUAAUCUCAGGGUCGUGGGUUCGAGCCCCACGUUGGGCGCAUUUGUUUUUCCUCCAUUCUUUAGAAUGCCAAUUUUACGUGGUAAUAACGCUUGUACCUUAGUUAUCUUCCGUAACGGUCGGAAAAUGGUCGUUCAAAUUCUUAUUCUAAUUCUAAAUUAUUAAUGAAAUUGAGGAAUUUUACAUGUACAGUACGUUAUUAUUCGUGCGAUACCAAGGGGGUUGGGGGGGGGGCGCUACUUAUCUAAAUUUACACAUUACCCGAAGAAGACUCGAAGCGAGUCGCAGUUUGAUGACGUUGACACUCGCGGUGGGAAAAUGGAGAGAAAACACAUGUCAGCUUUCUCCCUGUAUCAAAUGAUAGAAACUGAAUCGCCAUCUCCUGCUAAGAAGCGUUCAUUUCAGGUGACAUAUAAGAAAAAGAAAGAGAAUGGCAUUGAAAUUGUAAAUUAUGCAACACAGGGGAAAAAGAGGAAAAAGAAAGCCAGGAAUCAUGCAGCAGAGGUUUCAAUACAGGGACUGACUGAACUGGAGUGUGUAAACGGCGGAGAGGAGGCACUGACUGUGUUACUGGCUGAGCUGGCAAAAAUCAACAACAGCAAGGAGCGUGCCAGCAAGCUUUUCCAGUGGCUGAUCAACCCUCUUCCCGCCAAGGCCUUCUUCAGGGAAACAUGGGAGAAGAAACCCGUUCUUGUCCAGCGUAAAAAUCCAGAUUACUACAAGGGAUUAUUCUCCACUGAAGAGUUUGAUCGCAUUCUUCGAGAGGAGGAUGUUCAGUAUGGAGUGAAUCUAGAUGUCACAAGCUACACAGACAACAAGAGGGAAACACACAACCCCCCCGGAAGAGCUCUGCCAUUUACUGUGUGGGACUUCUAUGAGAAUGGGUGCUCUCUCCGUAUGCUGAAUCCUCAGGCGUUCUCCUCCACCAUGUGGAAUGUGCUGUCCAUCCUGCAGGAGUAUUUUGGCAGCAUGGCAGGCGCCAAUGUCUACUUGACGCCGCCCGCAACGCAAGGAUUCGCCCCACAUUAUGACGACAUCGAGGCAUUUGUGAUUCAGCUGGAGGGAAAGAAGCACUGGAGGGUCUACAACCCAAGGUCAGAUGAUGAAGUCCUGCCCGUGCUUUCAAGCCCAAACUUUGACCAGUCAGAGAUUGGGAAACCCAUUCUGGAAGUGGUGCUGGAGGCAGGAGAUCUGCUUUACUUUCCCCGAGGGUUCAUUCACCAGGGCGACUGCCUCCCAGACGCGCACUCCAUGCACAUCACCGUCUCCUCCUACCAGAAGAACAGCUGGGGAGAUUUGCUGCAGAAGAUGGUCCCAACCGCUCUUGAAAUCGCAAUGGAGGAGGAUGUCGAGUUCAGACAGGGUUUACCCCUGGACUACCUCUCAUACAUGGGCGUUCAAAACUCUGACAAGGAUGAUCCACGUAGGACAACAUUCUUCUCCAAAAUUGACCACCUAAUGAACAAGCUUAAGAAUUUCGCUCCAGUUGAUGCAACUGUGGAUAUUAAAGCCAGAGAUUUCCUUCAUGACUGCUUACCUCCAAAGCUCACUGCAGAGGAAGCAGCCAACAGUGUGCAUGGAGCGCCUGCUCGGUGGGAAGGGGGGAGUGUAAGGGCUGCAGGCGCACACAUCACAAGCCAGACUGGAGUCGGACUCCUCCGAGCAGGAUGUGCUCGGCUAUGCAGCGAUGGAGAUGCUGUCCAUCUUUUCUACACCACCGAAAACUCAAGAGUUUAUCACAAAGAGGAGCUGAAAAGCUUUGAAAUAAAACCUGAGGUAGAUAAGUUUGGACUAUUCUCACUUGUCUUUUUGACUUGUUUUAAGUCUUCUCAAAAUCUAUCCCUUCUCCAGCACACAGAUGCAGUAGAGUUUGUGAUCCAUUCAUAUCCCAAGUUUGUGACUGUGGGAAGUUUCCCAUGUGAUUCUCUACAGGAGAAGAUCUCUUUGGCCAAGCUGCUUUUUAAGAAGGGGGUCAUCCAGAAGGAAUUACUUCAGUAGUAGCAACACAUUUUUCAGAAAAGAGAAUUUGGAGAACUCAAAAAUGGUCUCGUGUACACAACCACCUAACUUAAUUUUGCUUUCCCCAAACUAUGAAGCAGUAUUAGGGCCACACUGAAAAACAAGUCAUAAUAUUACAGGAAUUAAGUUGUAAUUUAAAUGUGCGGAUGCUAAAUUUCCCAAACAAGUUUGAGACCAGCAGCUGCUGUCCAUCUCUAAAGAACUGACAUACAGUACAUUGAUUAGGUAAUAACAUUGUUUUUAACGUGUUAAAAACAUUUCUGGUUGAUAAUUGAACCCACCAAGAGGCCAUUUCAGUUUGUGUAGUUCUUUCUCAGGAACAGACAAACAAUUAGUCACGUUAAACUGACAGUGUUUUACAAAAAAAAAAUAGAUUUUCAUUGUUUCUAUCAUCCCUUUCAUAUAGCUGAUGGCUAUUUUUCUAAAAACAAUUUUUCCUAAUUUUCCUACAAUUGAAGCCAGAUAUUUACAUACACUUUAUAAAUGUUUUUUCCCUCACUAAGAUGAAAUCAGACAAAACUUUUCGUUUUACGUCAAAUUAGUAUUAAAACAAUUUCCAUUUUCUAAAUACCAGCGUAAUAACAGGAUUUUUGAAAGACAAAUUUUCUUUGCUUUCUUUAAAGUCAGAAGUUUGCAAUCAUUUUGUGUUGCGUUUAGUGUUUGGUACCAUUGCCUUUAAACUGUAUGACUUGGCUCAAACAGUUUGGAUACCAUUCCACAAACUCUGAGGAUAUCUUGAGAUGUUGCUUCAUUAUUUCCACGUACUGUUCUUUAUGAUGCCAUCUAUUUUGUGAAGUGCACCAGUCCCUCCGAAAGUUAAGCAACCCCACAACAUAAUGCCGCCAUCCCCAUAUUUCAAAUUUGAGUUGGUGUUCUCAAGCUUGCAAGCUUCCCCCUUUUUCCUCAACAUAAUGCCGCCAUCCCCAUAUUUCAAAUUUGAGUUGGUGUUCUCAAGCUUGCAAGCUUCCCCCUUUUUCCUCCAAACGUAACAGUUAAAUUGUAGGGUAGUCAGACCACAGGACAUGUCUAAAUAUUAAUGUCUUUGUCCCUUUGUGUAUUUGCAAAAUGUAAUCUUGCUUUUUAAAAAUGUUGAAUUUUGACUAAUGGCUUCUUCCUGGCAGAAUGACAAUGUAGAUCAUAUAUGAACACUAAAUGUGACCUUAUUCUCCAAAUCUGUGAACUCAUCUGCACAUCUGAAGCGCAUCAUAAAUGUUGAAACCGAGCAACUGUGUCUUGUCCAGUAUCAGAUAUUUUUUUUUUAAUAAAAAGAAAACAUGA